UGACAGUAUCGUGUUGAAAUUUACAGUAAACGUGCUUUAUUGCAUUGAAACGGAACAGCUUUUACAUUUUCUUUACUCUUUUUCUCGUUGUGAAUUUAUUUUUAUCAAGAUGUCGAAGGCGGAUUUAGACAAGGUUGAAGACUUCAAGGACAAACUCUUGGCAGAGGCAGAAAAACUUGUCCACAAAGUUUUCCCUUUGAAAAUUGUUGAGCUGACCGAAAUGCAUCAGUCGGAAAUGUUAGCCCGUGAGAGAAUGGCGUCUAUUCACACCAAGCUGAACAUACCAAUACCAGAGCCCAUCAUGCUCAACAACAGUGAUUUGCCGGACAGAAAAAAACGGAAAAUAGAGGAUGGUGGAGAUCUAAGUUUGGUUCAUGGGUCCAGAGUGCUGGCUCUACCAGACGGUCUAGCGCCCUGUAACAAACAUCUUGUUGAGAUCAUCAACAUCUUGAAGCCCAAUAUCUGUCUGAUGAUCGACCACAUCAUUACACUCAAGAUGUGGAUCCAGCUCCUCAUUCCCAGAAUCGAAGACGGAAAUAACUUUGGCGUCUCAAUUCAGGAGGACACGUUAGCCGAACUGCGUCAGGUCGAGAGCGAGUCAGGAGCCUACCUAGACCAGAUUUCCAGGUACUUCAUCACUCGGGCAAAGCUCAUCAGCAAAGUGGCCAAGUACCCUCAUGUUGAGGACUACAGACGGAGUGUUUUCGAGACUGACGAAAAGGAAUUUCUUAAUUUGAGGUUGACGUGCGCCGAGCUCAGGAAUACAUAUCUUUCCGUGUAUGAUCUGAUCAUGAAGAACAAAGAGAAGAUCAAGAAACCCCGAAACAGCAACGCAGAAACCCUGUACUAGAGAUCCACCCAGUGGAAUGGGUAAUAUAUACAUAUACCCGAAUGGCUAUUGGGAUAAAAGGGGGAUUCAGCAACUGUAUACCCAAAAGGGUAUUGGGAUAAAAGAGGGGGAUUCAGGCACUUUACACCCUGUACCAGAGAUCCACCCAGUGGAAUGGGUAAUAUAUACAUAUACCCAAAGAAGUAUUGGGAUAAAAGGGGGAUUCAGCAACUGUAUACCCAAAUAGGUAUUGGGAUAAAAGAGGAGAUUCUGUCACUGUACAACCUGUAAUGGGUAAUAUAUACAUAUACCCGAAUGGGUAUUGGGAUAAAGAGGGGGAUUCUGUCACUGUACACCCUGUACUAGAGAUCCACCCAGUGGAAUGGGUAAUGAAUACAUAUACCUAAACCGGUAUGGGGUAAAAGGGGGGAUUCAGUCACUGUACACCUUGUACUAGAGAUCCACCCAGUGGAAUGGGUAAUGAAUACAUAUACCUUAACGGGCAUGGGGUAAAAGGGGGGAUUCUGUCACUGUACACCCUGUCCUAGAGAUCCACCUAGUGGAAUGGGUAAUGACUACAUAUACCUAAACGGGUAUGGGGUAAAAGGGGGGGAUUCAGUCACUGUUCACCCUUUACUAGAGAUCCACCCAGUGGAAUGGGUAAUGACUACAUAUACCUAAACUGGUAUGGGGUAAAAGGGGGGGAUUCUGUCACUGUACACCUUGUACUAGAGAUCCACCCAGUGGAAUGGGUAAUGAAUACAUAUACCUAAACGGGUAUGGGGUAAAAGGGGGGAUUCAGUCACUGUUCACCCUUUACUAGAGAUCCACCCAGUGGAAUGGGUAAUGAAUACAUAUACCUCAACGGGUAUGGGGUAUAAGGGGGAUUCUGUCACUGUACACCUCGUACUAGAGAUCCACCCAGUGGAAUGGGUAAUGAAUACAUAUACCUCAACGGGUAUGGGGUAAAAGGGGGGAUUCAGUCACUGUUCACCCUUUACUAGAGAUCCACCCAGUGGAAUGGGUAAUGAAUACAUAUACCUCAACGGGUAUGGGGUAUAAGGGGGAUUCUGUCACUGUACACCUCGUACUAGAGAUCCACCCAGUGGAAUGGGUAAUAUAUACAUACAUGUAUACCCAAAUGGGUAUGGGGUAAGGAAAAGGGAUCAACAAAUUCAACCCAGUCCUGGAGAUGCACCCUGUGAAUUGGAUUUUAUAAACCCAAGUGGGUUCUGGGGGGGGGACACAUGAAGGUGAACACCCUAUACUGUAGAUCGGAUCAGUGGUUGGUUAACAUACAUAGAUACCCUAUUGGGUUUGGGGUGAGGGGACGGCAGAACACAGAUGAGAUCCACAAUAGCCAAAUAGAUGUGGUAUGGGGUAAGGGUGGGAGGGGAAACAGCAAAGUACACACUUUUAUUACUUUUAGUACUGGAGAUCCACCCAGUGGAAUGGGUACUCGUGCUAUUGUACCCAAAUGGGUGUAGGGUAAGAUGAGGGAGACACAUCAAUGAACACCCUGUACUAGAGAUCCACCGAAUGGAUUGGGCUCUUAUGGAUAAGGGGUGUAAUUGUUACCCUGUACUAGAGUUCCGCAUAAGGAAUGGGUAAAAACCUUAUCCUUAAUGGGCGUAGGGCAAGAAAGAUGGAGGGACCAAAGAUUUGCUAACAUCCUACGCUAAAGAUCAACCCAAAGAGUGGACCCUUCAGGAGUGUUGUAGGGGGAGGGGCCUUUAUAAGAUAAGUUCGAGAUCCACCAAAAAAGUGUGCGUUAAGGGAACUUUAAAAGGCAGUUCUUUGUUGUUGUGGGGGGGGGGGGGGAUAUCUGUGAAGCUGGAAUCUGUUAAUUCUAAAACUUCCUUUCAAUUAAUGUUGUAUCUUAGAAACGUUUUCUCAUUAUUAUUUUUCGAUUUCGUUUCACUUGUCUGGUGUGUUUAAUUUCAAUUUUGCGUUCCAAUGAAGGGAUAGAAUGAAUGAUGAAGUAAAAAUUUUUACUUUCACAAUUAUGGGAGUCAUUGUCUGUAUUGGAGAAAAGGAAAACUUUUUUUUUCCAAAAAUGAUUAUGAAAUUUUUCUGAAACCCGUGUAAAUUAAAACUGCAGUGAUCCAACUGUAAAUAAAUGUAA
Messenger RNA from Asterias rubens (European starfish), 2954 nucleotides. RefSeq names its product proteasome activator complex subunit 3-like. Bases 110 to 850 code for a protein of 246 amino acids. Gene Ontology annotation, molecular function: endopeptidase activator activity. Lineage: Eukaryota; Metazoa; Echinodermata; Asteroidea; Forcipulatida; Asteriidae. Gene Ontology annotation, cellular component: cytoplasm; nucleoplasm; proteasome activator complex. Gene Ontology annotation, biological process: regulation of G1/S transition of mitotic cell cycle; positive regulation of endopeptidase activity; regulation of proteasomal protein catabolic process. The transcript is spliced from 9 exons. The record is from RefSeq and is a predicted model, not a curated record.